This is a messenger RNA of Phytomonas sp. Hart1, 1333 nucleotides long. Lineage: Eukaryota; Euglenozoa; Kinetoplastea; Trypanosomatida; Trypanosomatidae. The record is from the annotation of a GenBank genome assembly.
UGUGAUAUUUAGAAUGCCACCUAAAAAAAAUGAAAAACACGUUAAUAAUAAAACAAUACUUCUGGGCCGGCCUGGUAGUAGCUUGAAGGUUGGUAUUGUUGGUCUUCCUAAUGUAGGCAAGUCAACACUUUUUAACGUGCUUUCAAAAAAAUCUGUACCAGCUGAGAAUCGUCCAUUUUGCACAAUUGAUCCAAACACAGCUGACAUAAAUAUACCAGAUGAAAGGUUUGAUAAACUUGUCCAGAUUGAAAAACCAGCAUCUAUCGUUCCCGCACAAGUUCAUAUUUGUGACAUUGCAGGCCUUGUACGAGGGGCCAGUGGAGGAGAGGGUCUUGGAAAUAACUUUCUCUCACAUAUUAGCUUUUGCGAUGGAAUUAUUCAUAUGGUGCGUGUUUUUGACGACAUAGAAAUUACUCACGUGGAGGGAGAUUUAGACCCAAUUCGAGAUUUAGAGAUUAUUUUUUCAGAACUGGUUCUGAAAGAUCUUCAAAUUGUUAAUGGCUUGAUUGAUAAGUUGACUCCAAUUGUUAACAGAGGGCUUGAUAAGUCAAAGAAAGGGGAUCUUGAAACUUUGCUAAAGGUCAAGUCAUUUUUGGAGGAGGGGAAACAGAUUCGCUGUUGUCAAUGGAAUGGAAAAGAAAUCGAUUUUCUGAACACAAUUCAGCUGUUAACAGCUAAACCUGCCAUGUUCUUAAUUAAUAUGUCAGAAAACGAUUUUGUUCGUCAGCGCAAUAAGUGGUUGAAGAAGUUAAAGGAUUGGAUUGACGAGCAAACAGCUGAACCGAUGAUUCCAUUUUCAGCUGAACUUGAGACUGAGUUUCUUUCUAUGACACCGGAAGAGAUUACAAAGUAUUGUGAGGAAAAGAAAACCAAAUCCCAAUUGCCAAAGAUCAUUAAGACUGCAUAUAGCAUUAUUAACUUAAUUCAUUACUUCACAGCAGGUUCCGAUGAGGUGAAGUGUUGGACAAUUCAGCGCGGCACCAAAGCUCCACAGGCAGCUGGUAGGAUUCAUUCUGAUAUGGAAAAGGGAUUUAUUUGUGCUGAUGUUAUUGAAUGGGAGGACUUUAAUCGCCUUGAAAGUGAAGCUGUGUGCCGAGAAGAAGGAAAACAGCAUCAACAAGGCCGUAAUUAUGAAGUUCAAGAUGGUGAUAUCAUCUUUUUCAAGUUUAAUACGUCGAAGGCCAGUAAGAAGUAAUUUUAUUCAUUUAUGAAUUUAACAUAAAAGUAUUAACAGUAGUGAAUAAGUAAUUAAUAUGUCAUUCAAAUCGCUUUUAUGGAAGAGAAUCACAUAUACCUAAAAUUUUAGCGACAAGGAGCUUGACUCAAACGCAAA